AUGCGUAAAGCUUUACCAGAAUAUAUGUUUGAAAGAGUUACUCAUGAACCGGGUCUCAAUAUAUUUAUUGAGGAGAAUGUCAUAGAGUAUGUCUGGAUUGACCGACGAAUACGACAAAUGCCUAUCAUUCCAAGUUAG
Ambispora leptoticha is the source of this 138-nucleotide messenger RNA. NCBI's taxonomy places the organism in Eukaryota, Fungi, Glomeromycota, Glomeromycetes, Archaeosporales, Ambisporaceae. The record is from the annotation of a GenBank genome assembly.